CAUUGGCAGAAGAGCACUCAACAACCGCCUGAGCCAAUGCGCAGAUGGAAGCAGAUGACGUCGAUGCGACUUCUCCUCCCUGCGCUCCUAGGACGCAUCUGGAGAGUGAGGUUCCUAUCGCACCCCUCUGCGGCCCGGCUGCCCUAUGUGCAUUCCGCAGCUGCUCCUGCUGAUGGUGGUGAUCCUGAUGCUUCCUGACGCCGCCAGACCUCAGCCCUUCUCCCCAACCCAGGCUCUGCCCACCUCCCUGGGGCCAGUGACGCCCGAAGUGGCUACUGCAGCUCCACCGGACUGGUCUGAGGCCCCUACUCCCGGGACCCCGUCGAUGCCCGAGAACGUGACCACAGACCCCUUCCCAGCCUUGCCGAUCUGCGUCUGUGACUUGACUCCUGGUACCUGCGAUUUAAACUGCUGCUGUGACAAGGACUGCGAUCUUCUCCAUCCCAGGACCGUCUUUUCCUUCUGCCUGCCUGGUAGUGUAAGAUCUUCCAGCUGGGUGUGUGUCGACAACUCUCUUAUCUUCAGGAGCAACUCCCCAUUUCCUUCCAGAGUUUUCACGGAUUCCAGUGGAAUUACACAGUUUUGUGUCCGUGUGAACAACUCAAAACUAAAUUAUUUCCAGAAGCUCCAAACAGUCAAUGCAACCAACUUCGAGGCCCUGGCUGCAGAGUUUGGAGGCCAGUACUUUACUUUGACAUCGAAAGCCCAGCCGCCAUUAGCGUUUUACAGGGUGAGCCUGGAGAAAGGGGUGGGAGAGUCUGGUUUUCCUGACGGUGCAGUUGGCAGUGUAACUUUGCAGUACCCCUCCUACAGUGAGAUUAACCAUUCUCAACUCUUAGGGGACAGUAAGCAAGCCACCAAGUUAACUUUUGUUUCUGCUUCCUUUUCCUGGGCUGUUCAGUCUAACCUGGCCGUGAGUAAAUUUGUCCUCUAUUUUAUUCAGGCUGGGGAUCCCAUCCUGACUUACUACCCCCGCUGGUCUGUCGUGAGCUUACUGAGGCAGCCUGCUGCAGUGGGAGCUGGGGGGUUUUGUGCUGAGAGCAAUCCUGCAGCCUUCCUGGAGAGGAAAAGCACAACCUGCACUCGCUUCUUCAGGGACCUGGCCAGUAGCUGCACCUCGGAGCCAGCCCUGGACGCUGCCACUUACCACAACUUCAGAGUCUUGAAGGUUCCAAGAGGUAUGACUGAUCUUCAGAAUACACAGCUCCAGGUUCCUGUAACACUUACCUCACAAACCAGUCCUCCUCUGUUAGCUGGAAACACGUGUCAGAAUAUAGUUUCCCAGGUCAUCUAUGAGAUAGAGACCAAUGGGACCUUUGGGAUCCAGAAAGUGUCUGUGAGCUUUAGACAGACCAGCCUGACUGUCAGGCCAGGUGCUUCCUUACAACAAGACUUCAUCAUUCACUUCAGGGCAUUUGAACAACCCAUGGCUGCUUUUCCUACUCCUAGAAGUGGGAAUCCCGGCUACCUCAUCGGGAAGCCACUUUUGGCGCUAACUGAUGACUUUGGACACUCGAUGACCCUGUUGCAGAGCAACGGUAAUGGACUUUGCUCUGAUAAGAGACAUGAAAUACAGUUUGGAGUGAACACAGUAUCUGGCUGCAAGUUAAGACCCACAGAGGUGAACUGCAGCCAUUUGCAGAGGGAGAUUUACCAGGCUCUUCAUGGAAGGCCCAGACCAGAGUACGUCGCCAUCUUUGGUAAUGCUGACCCAGCCCAGAAAGGAGGGUGGACCAGGAUCCUCAGCAGGAACUGCAGUGUUUCAGCUGUUAACUGCACUUCCUGCUGUUUCAUACCAGUUUCCCUGGAGAUCCAGGUGUUGUGGGCACAUAUAGGACUUCAGUCUAACCCACAAGCUCAUGUGGCAGGAGCCCGGUUCCUGUACCAAUGCAAGUCUGUACAGGAGCACCAGAGAGGGAUAGAAGUAUCUUUGACAACUCUUGUGAACUUUGUGGACAUUACUCAGAAGCCAGUGCCACCACGGGAUCAACCUAGAACGGACUGGAAACUGCCGUUUGAUUUCUUCUAUCCUUUCAAAGUGGCAUUCAGCAGAGGGGCCAAUGUUCAGAACUCAGCCCCUCCCGUGCUCAUCUUGUGCAUCUUUCUGCUUGGAGUUCUCAACUCAGAGACUAAGUGAAAACGGAAAAUAAUCAGGUUUCAUUUUUCCCUAUGGGAAAUUCUAA
Peromyscus eremicus (cactus mouse) is the source of this 2183-nucleotide messenger RNA. RefSeq names its product tectonic family member 3 (gene Tctn3). The transcript has 13 exons. Lineage: Eukaryota; Metazoa; Chordata; Mammalia; Rodentia; Cricetidae. Gene Ontology annotation, biological process: smoothened signaling pathway; cilium assembly. The record is from RefSeq and is a predicted model, not a curated record. The coding region runs from base 146 to 2137 and encodes 663 amino acids.